Molecule: messenger RNA, 2293 nt
Organism: Pristis pectinata (smalltooth sawfish)
Lineage: Eukaryota; Metazoa; Chordata; Chondrichthyes; Rhinopristiformes; Pristidae
Product: V-type proton ATPase subunit d 1-like
Biological process (GO): vacuolar acidification; proton transmembrane transport; vacuolar transport
Cellular component (GO): early endosome; plasma membrane proton-transporting V-type ATPase complex; lysosomal membrane
Molecular function (GO): proton-transporting ATPase activity, rotational mechanism
Source: RefSeq, a predicted model, not a curated record
GGUCCACAGCGCAUGUUCGGUGCGGUGUGGAUCAGCUGACUGAUCAGGUGGUGUUGGGGAGAUUGUGUCACUGAUUCCUGGCGCGGCAGCUUGGGGCCAGCGACAUGGGCUCUUUCAACGAACUCUACUUCAAUGUGGAUGACGGUUACCUGGAGGGCUUGGUGAGGGGUUUCAAGGCUGGCAUCUUGUCGCAGGGCGAUUACCUGAACCUGGUGCAGUGUGAGACCUUGGAAGAUCUGAAGCUCCAUCUCCAGAGCACAGACUAUGGCAAUUUCCUGGCAAAUGAGGCCUCCCCACUCACUGUGUCGGUGAUUGAUGACAAGUUGAAGGAGAAGAGUGUUGAAUUCAGGCACAUGAGGAACCAUGCUUACGAACCACUGGCCAGCUUUCUCGACUUUAUCACCUACAGCUACAUGAUUGACAACGUAAUUCUCCUGAUUACUGGAACGUUACACCAGCGAUCCAUUUCUGAACUAGUUCCAAAGUGUCAUCCCUUAGGCAGCUUUGAACAAAUGGAGGCUGUAAAUAUUGCUCAGACACCAGCAGAACUUUAUAAUGCCAUCUUGGUUGACACUCCUUUAGCUGCAUUUUUCCAGGAUUGUAUAUCUGAACAGGAUCUUGAUGAAAUGAACAUUGAAAUUAUUCGUAAUACACUAUACAAGGCAUAUCUUGAAUCAUUUUACAAGUUCUGCAAGACAUUGGGAGGUACAACUGCUGAUGCAAUGUGUCCUAUUUUGGAGUUUGAAGCAGACAGGCGUGCUUUCAUCAUCACCAUAAACUCUUUUGGGACAGAACUGUCUAAAGAAGAUCGAGCUAAACUGUUCCCUCACUGUGGAAAACUAUAUCCUGAAGGACUUGCUCAAUUAGCUCGAGCUGAUGACUAUGAGCAGGUGAAGACUGUGGCAGAUUAUUACCCAGAAUAACAAGCUACUUUUGAAGGAGCUGGCAGCAAUCCUGGAGACAAAACACUUGAGGAUAGAUUUUUUGAACACGAGGUUAAACUGAACAAGUUGGCAUUCCUGAACCAAUUCCACUUUGGGGUCUUCUAUGCAUACGUGAAACUUAAAGAACAGGAAUGCAGGAAUAUUGUAUGGAUUGCAGAGUGUAUCGCACAGAGGCACAGGGCCAAGAUUGAUAAUUAUAUUCCUAUCUUCUGAAAUCCUGAUCUGCUGCUGAUACAUGAUGUACUAAUUACAUUCAUCUCCCUGCACUGUUUCUAGUUAAGAAUGUUUUUCAUUUGUAAAGCAUAAAUUGAGUUUCCUGGAUGUAUUCCACAUAUUUCAGUUUUAUUUAAAAAGCAUUGCUGAUAAUCUAACAUGUAAUCUCCUUCUCCUUGAAAUAACAUUAAGACAAUGAAACUCCAAAUCCUAGUUAUACUCUAAAAUAAUUUUAAUUAUGGUAAUCUCUGCAGGAUUUGCAAGUGGAUUUGUUACAUCCAAGACCAUUGCUAUUUUCUCUGUUUAAUUGUAGUGAUGUUUUUUUUAAAACCUGAUUUCUCAAAUUGUGUGGCAAAUUAGCUUUUGGCAAUAUUACUAUUCUCUCUUGGAGUGCAUUAAGAUCUACAUUGGAGUAAUGUUUGUGUGUCUUAAUUGCAGUGCAAUCAAGGUGAACCGAUGGAUCAGAAGGUCAGCAUUAUCUUUUCAAAUAUUUCAAUCCGUUGUAACAAUUUCCUGUGAUCGAAGGUAGAGCAAUGUGCUAUUUCCAGCAACUACUCCAAAUAGCAUUUGGGAGCUGAGAAUUGGUUUUUAUGUUGAAGCCAAUUGUUCUUGGAGCAUUUAUUUCUGCAUGUGGUAUUAUAGCAUUACCCCAGCAUUCAUGCUAAACUGUUUACAUUGAGAAAAGGAUUGCUUGCUUGACUCGUGUUCACUAAAGCAAUUUUCCUUGUCACGUUGAAAUAUAAAAUGGAAAUUUUGAGAAUGAAUGGUAGAUACAUGAGUAUGCACCUGUAAUUUUUGUGCUGUUUGGUAAUUCAUGUGCUAACUGUAUUUUGUGUAACAAUUUUGUGUAAUAAUUAAGAUGCGUUCUGAUUAACCUGAAAUUAAAAGCUAAUCCUGUGAUUUGUUGACAGCUAUAUCUUGUAUAUGUGAUCAGGUCCUUUAACAAAACAAUGGCUGCAUUGAGAUGUAUUUAGUUAAAAUUAAAUAUUUUAAUGUGAAACCAAUUUGGGUCCAGAUGUUCAAAAAUGCAUUGAACGGUUCCAGAUUUAGUUUUAGUAAGAUUUUUUCAUUUCUUUUUGUUUAUUCUAAAUGUACUUCUUCGAAGACAGGCCAAUAAAUCUUUCCCAAUUAUUGUA